Molecule: messenger RNA, 1187 nt
Organism: Ziziphus jujuba (common jujube)
Lineage: Eukaryota; Viridiplantae; Streptophyta; Magnoliopsida; Rosales; Rhamnaceae
Exons: 10
Coding region: 75-1076 (333 amino acids)
Biological process (GO): secondary metabolic process
Cellular component (GO): cytoplasm
Molecular function (GO): carboxy-lyase activity; hydrolase activity
Source: RefSeq, a predicted model, not a curated record
UUGGGCCGAGUUUGGUCUUUAAUUGUUUUCUAAAUACAGAACGCCUCUAAUUACACGUAAUCCGAAAAAUACACAUGGCAGAGAAGCUGAAGCUUCUGCUUUCAGUUCCACUCCCACAGUACCAUUUUCACUGUUCGAGACCACUUUCAUCGUUUUCACGCACAACCCAAUUCAGGGUAAGAAUGGCCUCCACUGAACCAGUUGGGACCAAAAUCAAAACCAUUGAUUCCCAUCUUCAUGUAUGGGCAUCUCCUGAAGAGGCUGCGGAUAAAUACCCAUACUUUCCAGGCCAAGAACCCACUUUACCUGGAAAUGUUGAUUUUUUGGUCCAGUGUAUGGAAGAAGCAGAUGUUGACGGUGCAUUAAUUGUGCAGCCCAUUAAUCAUAAGUUUGAUCAUUCUUUGGUGACAAGUGUGCUGAAAAAGUAUCCAACCAAAUUUGUCGGAUGUUGCCUUGCAAAUCCUGCUGAAGAUGGCAGUGGAAUUAAGCAUCUUGAACAGCUUGUUUUAAAGGAUGGUUAUCGGGCUGUUCGAUUUAAUCCAUAUUUAUGGCCAUCUGGUCAAAAGAUGACAAAUGAAAUUGGAAAGACAUUGUUUGCUAAGGCUGGAGAGCUUGGAGUACCAGUGGGUUUCAUGUGUAUGAAGGGUCUCAGUCUUCAUAUAUCAGAAAUAGUGGAACUAUGUACAGAAUUUCCAUCAACAGUUGUCUUGCUUGAUCAUUUGGCUUUCUGCAAACCACCAGAAAAUGAUGAAGAGAGUAAGGCAUUCACUGAGCUUUUAGAACUAUCCAGAUUCCCGCAGGUUUAUGUAAAAUUAAGUGCCCUUUUCAGGGUUUCAAGAAAGUCAUUUCCAUACGAGGAUUUAUCCCAACCCCUGUCCCAAGUCGUCUCUAGAUUUGGAGCUAACCGUGUGAUGUGGGGAAGUGACUUUCCAUUUGUUGUUCCUGAGUGUGGUUACAAAGGAGCUAAAGAAGCCGUGUCUCAUAUUUGCAAUCAAGUUCCUUUAUCUGCUAUCGAGUUGGAGUGGAUCAUGGGAAGAACAAUCAUGCAGCUUUUUCAAAGUCAUUGGCUUCCAUGAACAACUUUAUUAAGUGUGAAACUUCAAAACAUUUGACUUUCAAAAAUGUAUUGAGGAUUUGUAAUUCUGCUUACCAAACGUACCAAGUAAAUUAUUUUUACUAUUCUUACA